Messenger RNA from Papaver somniferum (opium poppy), 375 nucleotides. Its product is annotated as transcription factor-like protein DPB. Bases 1 to 375 code for a protein of 124 amino acids. Gene Ontology annotation, biological process: regulation of transcription by RNA polymerase II; regulation of cell cycle. Lineage: Eukaryota; Viridiplantae; Streptophyta; Magnoliopsida; Ranunculales; Papaveraceae. The record is from RefSeq and is a predicted model, not a curated record. The transcript has a single exon. Gene Ontology annotation, molecular function: DNA-binding transcription factor activity, RNA polymerase II-specific; RNA polymerase II transcription regulatory region sequence-specific DNA binding. Gene Ontology annotation, cellular component: nucleus; transcription regulator complex.
AUGGAUAAGCUUGUGGCUGAACUUUCAACAACAACACCUUAUAUGAAACCAAAUUAUAACGAGAAAAAUAUUCGACGGAGAGUGUAUGAUUCCCUGAAUAUUCUUAUUGCAGCGGAUAUCAUAUCUAAGGAUGAAAACAAAGAUAUACAAUGGAGAGGCAUGCUUCAUGCUGAUGGCCCAAAUGCUUUUGAACAACUUAAGUUUCAAUACAUUGGCUUAAGAAACAAAAUUGCAAACAAGGCUGUGUAUCUACAAGAACUUGAGGAUCAAUUUAUAAGCCUGCAGAAUCUCGCUCAGUGGAAUGAGCAACUAUGUUGUUCAGGGAGGAAAGCUGCAACUUCAGAGGGUGUGUCGUUUCCUUUUAUUAUAAUCUAG